This is a messenger RNA of Malassezia pachydermatis, 297 nucleotides long. RefSeq lists its product as hypothetical. The record is from RefSeq and is a predicted model, not a curated record. The transcript has 2 exons. The coding region runs from base 1 to 297 and encodes 98 amino acids. Lineage: Eukaryota; Fungi; Basidiomycota; Malasseziomycetes; Malasseziales; Malasseziaceae.
AUGCUAUCACAGCAAUUUGGUGUGAUGCACUGGUAUCUCCCACGAACGUUGAUUGGCGCUGUUCUUGUGUACUGCUGGAUUGCAUCCGAUGGUCAAGGCAGCUAUGUGGCGAUUAUUGUGUUGUACGGAUUCUUCACCAGUAAUGUUCUCUCUUCCAUGCCGAAGAUUGUGUCGGAUCUUACAGACAACCCAGCUGAUGUGAGUGUGUUCUGCUUGGACCCCCUGUCGCUGGCGCUCUUCUGGUCGUUGAGCCACCGAACUUUCUGCAUGCGCAAAUCUUUAUGGGAUCGGUCAUGA